AUAUGUAUAUAUGUUACCGUGAAUGACCGAAAUUGGAGAAUGUCGACUUUCACCGGUGAAUGUCAACAGAUACCAAAUACGUCGGUGAAAGAUCGAAUAUUUUAUUACAUUGUUGUACAUUCUGACCCUGUCCGGUGUGUGUCGACAAUCACAGAUAUGCUCUGGUGGAGGUCCAAAACAGAAGAGUCAAAAAACAAGCGACUGGCUCUCUCCCGCCAAAUCCUUUGUUCUGCUCGGAGUCAAUCAGGUUUGUCAGUCUUAUGCAAGCUUUGAUAACGCGAGCAACGUUUUCUUAAUUGUUUUUCCGAUACCCUAAUUUAUACUAAAUGGAUACUGCAGUAAAUCGUGAUCUUUUUCUUGAAAAGUUAAAUGCAUUAAUUGCGGGUAAACGAGAAGACAAUUGUUUUUAUUUUUCUCAAGAAAAGUAUUCUAAAAUACUUUCUGAAGUGGUUUCUGCUAAAAUUAAAUGCAACACACCUUUGGAUUACAGACGAUUAAAACGUUUUGAUGUUUUAAAAAUUAAUGAUGAAGAGAAGUUAAUUGUACCAUUAAAACCAGGGGAAACGAACAUACAGUAUUAUGUUACCAAUGAAGAAUUGUACAGUAUACUAUAUGAAACUCACACCAGAAUAGGCCACGGAGGAAGAACACGUAUGCUUAAAGAGUUGCAAGUUAAAUACAAAAAUAUCACAUAUGAAGUUGUAAUGUUGUAUUUAAAUUUAUGCAAACAGUGUCAAAUGAAACACAGUGCACCUAAGAAAGGUAUUGUUGUGAAGCCGAUGGUUAGUUCUGAAUUAAACUCAAGAUGUCAAGUUGAUCUGAUAGAUCUGCAGUCAAACAGAGAUGGCGAAUAUAAGUUCAUAAUGGUGUAUCAAGAUCAUUUAACUAAGUUUGUCCAGCUACGACCUUUGAAAACUAAAAGAGCUGAAGAAGUAGCGCAUCACGUUCUUUCAAUAUUUUUAACAUUUGGUGCACCAGCAAUAUUGCAAUCAGAUAAAGGUAGAGAAUUUAGUAAUCAAGUCAUAUCCGAAAUAUGCGCUAUGUGGAAAGAUGUUAAAAUAGUUCAUAGAAAGCCUCGUCACAGUCAAACACAAGGCUCAGUUGAAAGGGCCAAUCAGGAUAUACAGAAUAUGCUAACUGCAUGGAUGAACGAUAACGAUACAAAUAAAUGGUCAGAUGGUUUAUCCUUUGUUCAAUUUGCCAAGAACACUACAUACCACGAAGGAAUACGCCAAAGUCCUUAUGAAGCCAUGUUUGGCGUUAAAGCAAAAAGAGGCAUAGCAUCGUCUUUUUUGCCUGGCGAACAAAUCGCAAAUAUUGAAACUGAAGAACAACUCGAAGAAAUUGCCAAUACUUCUGAAACCGAAGAACAGCUUGAAGAAACUGUUAAUGCUUAUAAAAAAAAUUUGAGCGGUGGUCAUACCGAAAACCAUAUUCCAAAGAAAAAUAUUGAAGAGGACCUACAACCUACAACAUCUUCACAUCAAAUUCUGACUGAAAAACACGAGUUGAUUUCUACAAAAAGAGCGGCCGCGAAAGAAAAUCUUCUACUGCAAGCAACAAAAAUGUUACGAACCUCACAAAAACAAUUUCCUCCUGCUCAAAUUGGUGAUAAUGUACGAAUACAAGUCCCUGAUGUCGACCGUGAUCGUACAGAUAGCCGAAAUGUGUUAGCGGUUGUUGUUGGAAUAGAAGACUCCGACUUCUAUAAACUGGCAAAUAAAAAUGGUACCCUCAAGCAGCUUUACACACGUAAUCAGUUCGUAAUUUGCAAAGAAAAGUUACUUUCCAUAGAUGAGAUUUCUUUUCAAGAAAUGUCGCUGAGAGAAGCAGCUGCAGCUAAUUCGAAAAGCGGGGGACAAGGCUAUACACGCUGUCAUUGCAAAAGAAAGUGUUCCACAAAUAAAUGCAGUUGUAAAAGCAAGGGACUCUUGUGCAAUUCAAAGUGUCAUAAUAGUUUAAGUUGUUGCAAUAAAUAAGAUUUGAAUCACAUAAAAAGGGAGGCGAAAAAGUUACGUCCCCCUUGUGACGUUUUAUAGCGACUGAAUUACGGAGAAGAAAAUAUAAAUCUCCAACAUGUUCAACAUUCACCAUUAGUGCAUGGUGAAUGUCAACAUUUACCGGUGUAAGUCAGAAAUAAGGGUAUUUAGCAAAUAUUUCGGACAUACACCAAGCGACUAUGUGAAUGUUGACAUUCACCGGUGAAAGUCGACAUUCUCCAGAUUUCGGUGUUUCACUGUAACAUAUAUAUGUAUAUUGAUGUCGGUCACCGUGCU
Molecule: messenger RNA, 2276 nt
Organism: Osmia bicornis bicornis
Lineage: Eukaryota; Metazoa; Arthropoda; Insecta; Hymenoptera; Megachilidae
Product: KRAB-A domain-containing protein 2-like
Exons: 2
Coding region: 327-1979 (550 amino acids)
Biological process (GO): DNA integration
Molecular function (GO): nucleic acid binding
Source: RefSeq, a predicted model, not a curated record